CCUCAUAUGCGGUGAAUUUCACCACUGUAACACCAUCAGUGAUGGCAGCAGUGCAGUUGACAUGCUUGACGAGAGGGUGAGCCUCCCCCUUGUCAAAUAACCAGGUUGGCACUGAGGUCUUUUUGUGCAGGGCAACCACUUUCACUUUGAGCGGUGGGAAACUUUGGUGAGUUGGUGUGUCCUUGGAAAAAAUUUUAUGCAGAGACAUCCUGAAAAAAAGAGAAAAACUGUGUCAAUGGCCAUCCAAAUGCUCAUUAGACAUGUACAAGUAACUUGAAUCAGAAAUCACAUUUAAAUACAUUUUUCCUGUUAAACUGAGCAGGGCUGAAGAAUUGUACCCAGAAGAAAUAAUACAGACUGUAGUUACUAUCCCCGAUCAAUAGCUGGCGGUAGUGCGGCGGCAAGCUAUUUGCUGAGCGCAAAUAGCAGCGGAAGAAAGUAAAGAUACAAACAUCCGGUCCAGGAGGAGUACACGCAAGCAUGGCGGCCGGGGCCGGUGUUUUGUGAAACUCCGUGAGAGGAUAUAUUUACAAACUAUUCUAAUGCGGGGACAGAGUUAAAACGUUCAGAUGAUUGCACGCUGCAGCUAACGAUCGAAUAACAUAGGCCUCUUACAGAGUGUGAACCGACUGGUGUUAACGUAGUUUUGUACUAGACCCGUUGCUGCUAGUAGCAUAACCGUUAUCUGCUAACUUUAGCAUUAUCUAUAGAUACAGAAUCGCAUUAGCUGUAGAUAUCGUUUCAUAACGUUAUUGUGGUAACGCAGUUGACCACAAUAACAUUAUUGAUGCAGAUAUAAUUGUAACGGUAUUCAUAAUAGUUAUUGUGCUCACGCUGUUGACUUAGGCGGUGAGACCCACGGAGGGUCUAUAAUGUAAGGUUAAUUGAAACACCCUUACACCCUCAACGGCCAUAAGCGGUCGGCCGUUGAGGGUCUCUCGCGGCCGGCCGUUGUCAUCUAUACAGGCCGCAGUUUUAACACCCGUAAGUCAUUACAGUUACUCAAUAUUCCGUUAAAUUGAAUGUGACAGAUGCAUUCAGAGAUGAAGAUUCGCUAUUAUGGUCAAAAUAAAAUGAAUUGUAACCUGGAAGUAAGACGCCAUGAAACACUAAUGGUUUUUAACUUUAAUUCAUGUUUACUUUAGUUGAAGCUACUGUUAAGUAGUUUAGACUUGCUGUAGUGAACGAAGUGACCGUUAUCAGCCAACGGACAUAUCGGUUAACAUUUAGGUAAUUGAAUCUGUAAGCAUCGUUACUAGCAAUUGUAUGAAAAACAAUAAAAAGUACAGAAAAAAAUGAGAUAACGUUGGGCCAAAUGCCUCUAUGUCAUUAUCUGGCAUUUGAUAGUUCGGACAGCGCUUCUGAAGUAGCUACAAGUCAGCGGCUACAAGUCAGCUGUACAUUUGCGUUAUGGCCCGGAUUUCCCCACACCAACAUUGACAUAGCGAAAACAAGACGGAGUUAUAUGAAGGAAUUCGUGACAGAAACUGCUCAAAAAUGUUAAAUACCGGCGAGAAGUAGGUUACUCACCUGGCAGGUACGUAGUACUCUCAAAAUAACCGAGUCUAGCAGUUGUUUCUCCGCUUCAAGUGGCUGGACGACCGCUGGACAACCGCUGGACUACCGCUGGACAACCUCAACGGCUGGCCUCGAGAGAUCCUCAACGGCCGGCCGCGAGAGAUCCUCAACGGCCGGCCGCGAGAGACCCUCAACGGCCGGCCGCGAGAGACCCCGGCCGUUGCGGGUCUCUCGCGGACGGCCGUUGAGGAUCUCUCGCGGCCGGCCGUUGUCAUCUAUACAGGCCGCAGUUUUAACACCCGUAAGUCAUUACAGUUACUCAAUAUUCCGUUAAAUUGAAUGUGACAGAUGCAUUCAGAGGUGAAGAUUCGCUAUUAUGGUCAAAAUAAAAUGAAUUGUAACCUGGAAGUGAGACGCCAUGAAACACUAAUGGUUUUUAACUUUAAUUCAUGUUUACUUUAGUACAGUCAUCCACAUUAUUAAAUUCAUGACACCCACCAUCAGUCUUUAUGGCAGGUGCUGCUUAGAGAGAGUCAUAUUUUCCGUCCUGGUCAAUAUGACCCCUCUCAAAGCAGCACCUGCCAUAAGAAUCAGGUAAGUAUGUUAUUUAUGGUACACACUUGAGCUGCAUGACUGUUCAAUUUAAAUGUCUACAGCGAUGUGUUUAGAGUGUUUCUCUGUUUAUUGGUCUCUCCUUUGAUGUCCUGAAACCUGACAAUUUGGGUGGGCUGGGCACACCUUGAAUUUAUCUCCUCCUCAAGACAAGCUAGGGCAUGGACAGGGGAGGUGUGAUACAUUGUGGUGUUGUGUUGAGACAACAUUGACCACCUCCUAUCAAACUUUUACAUGCCACAAUUUUUGUUUUAUGUAGCUACAUCCUUCUGUUGCUUUGUGUGCCAGGUUACUUAUUUCCUAUUCCUGUGAACUAAAUUCAUAUUCUUCCAAUAUUGUUUUCCGAUUCUCAUCUUUCAUCCCGUUAAUAUCCAGCAACAUUCCUGCAACAUGCCACUGAGCCUCUCAAGGCCUAAGCCUCAAGUCCGAGAAGGAGGUGCUGUUCUGAGGAGCAAAACAACUUGCAUCUCCUCACCUUCUGAACACUGAACGGGUGAGUGUCCUUCUCCAGUCAUCACACCAAUUGUUUAUAUUUUGCUUUUGGUUAGCUGUGUCACCAUUGUCACACCCCUGUCAUCUCUCCCCUCUUCAGAUCCAGCUCAGUGUGAGCCAAAGAACCAAGCGUUGGGAAAAGAGCAGGCAUGUGAGCCCCGCCGUCAUUGUGUGUAUAAAUGUAUGUGUGUCUGUGUGUUUCAAUGUAACAUUACAGAUAGAUGGAUAGAUAGAUAUACUUUAUUGAUCCCAAACUGGGAAAUUUUUUUAACAGAGAAUUACUGGGUGUAAUUUCAGAAAGAAUUGUUCUUGCUGAAUUUACUGUCACACUGAUGAAGCUUCAGCUUGAGUUCAAUCAGGAACACCGUAAUCGCUGUCACAGAUGCUCAAGUGUCUUUUCCACUCACACACCUACUCACUUUUCCUGUUGUCAUCACUCAGAGUAGUCAUUGGCAAAUCAACCAUUCACCACUGUCUUUCCUUAUCCAAUAGCAUGGUAGCACACCCUCACAGUCAGCCUAUCCCUGUUGUGCACUCAUUUUAAAAAUGAAUUUCCUCUUUGCCUCUAGUUCUUUCUUGCCGCUGGUUUGUGUGCAGCAACCUCCACCUCCCCAUCUCCACCCGAUCCCAGCAGAAUCAGCAGCGCCAUGAUUCACCCAUUCGUUUCCGGCAGCCAUCAGCCACCACCACAAGCUUCAGGACUCCGUUGGGGGAUUUUCUUGCCGCCACAAUGGCCCAAUGCCGCCAUUGGGCCAGAACGUUAAAAACUGUCUGUCACAAGCAUUAUUCUAGUAAUUGUCAAAUAAAGUUUCUAAUUUUAAAUGUCUCUCCUGGUUGAAGUAUUGGUUAUGGCUGACUGUUGAAGAAAUUUUGAAAUAUCAGAAAGUUCUCAUAAAUUUUCAGAAGUUGAAAUCUGUGUGAAGGAACUAAAUGAGGCAUGGUAUAUGAGCAGUUGUCAGUUCUUGGCGCAGGUAAAGGCACCUGCUUAUCCACUCCACUCCCCCAGCCUAGGCUUAACGUGAAGAGUGAACACAAAGACGGGUAGCAGCAGCACUGCACAGCAGCAUCAUGCAUGUCUCCUCCCCUGCCCCAUAGGUGGUGUAACAUACAAAACAAAAAAACAUAGCAUUUCAUACAAUAUUGUGAUGACCAUGUUUUUUGAGUAGACUACACGGUGAGAAAUAAACCAUUUGAUUGACAAGUUAAUGUCUGUAAAAAACAGACAUUAACUUGUGUGCCUGUGCGUUGCAUUGCAAUGGGAAAUUGUACUUCUCAACUCAGAACACACACACGUACGUACGUAAAGAAACGUCCCUCUUUCGAAAUUCCGAGUGUCCUUGAACGCACCUCGACUACAAACGGCUGAACGUGACAGCCCCAAAGAUGGUGUAACAUACAGAAAAAAAACAGCAUUUCAUACAAUAUUGUAACGACCAUGUUUAUUUAGUAGACUACAUGGUAAGAAAUAAACCAUUUGUUUGAUUAAUGAGCCAGGGGUACCGAGACAUCGGUUAAAACAGACAUUAACUUGUGUGCCUGUGCGUUGCAUUGCAGUGGGAAAUUGUAUUUCUCAACUCAGAACAUACACACGUACGUACGUAAAUAAACGUCCCUCGUUCGAAAUUCCGAGUGUCACUGAACGCACCUCGACUACAAACGGCCGAACGUGACAGCUGUUUAAUUACUUCUGACUCCGGACUUUGAGGUAAGCGGCAGCACCUGAACCACUGUUCCUCCAUAAAAUCUUGAAUUCACCGGUUUAGCACAUCGGAUCAGUGUUUGAACUCCCGUGAUAAAUCUCAUUAAGUUUACACAUUACAGAAAGCCUUAGCAGAGUCUGUUUGAAAUUAAUUUGACCUGUUUCAUCCAAGCUAACUAACGAAAGUUAGCAACUGACAACGGUGGAUGACUUUAACUGAAAUAGUCUCAAUGUCUCUUGUCCCUUAAAUAUUAAACCCUGUCUGUUUUACUCUCUGUGGGAUGCUGAGGCAUUAUUGUGAUAUUGUUGUAAUAAAAGGCAAAAAAAAAAAAAAAAGGGACAACAUUUGCAUUGUAACGGUUUUAACAGCAACCAGCGGUUAGCUAACGGCUAGCUAAUUAGCGUCGAUGCUCUGUGGCUCUGGUUGUACCAGCAACUAGCUGUCAGCUCUUAGCAAAUUCUCAUAUUUCCAUAACACGAAAAUCUUAAAAAGGCGCAAUUGCCUCCUUUGCUCUAAUGCUUGUGUCUACAUUAUCUGUUGGCUAGUCACUUUAGCUUUUUAUCAGCAAUGGUGCCAACUCAGGCAAGUGACCUUGGUUAAGUGAAAUGUCUAUAACUGACAUUAGCCAGCUCAUGCUUGUAUAGACCUUUUUAUGAGCAGCCUUUUUGAGAUGAAAUAAUCAUUAAAACCACCUGUAGGUAAUAAUGUGACACAGUUACAGGGUCUUAAUUAAUACUAAAAAUUGUAACACCUGUGUUCAUUUUACACCAGACCACACAGAAUGGAUGCUGUGUGGUCUGAUCUGUUUAAAUUACUAGUAAUGUGAGUUUUUGUUUGUUGUGUAGACUGUUCAGGUAAAAUGUGUGAUAUUUUGUACAGUGUAGAUGCACAAAAAUUUUCCAGCCUUUUAGAGUGGGACACAUACAGAAAGGAUGACACUGACAUGCUGUCUGCUCUUUUAGACGGAGAGAGGUUCCAGCGCUUGUUUGGUGAGUACCGGAAAUUAAAACCUAAAGUAAAAUUGAGAGCAGAGUUUAUCACUUGUGUAUGGCUGAAUACUGUGUCACUCCCUGAUAUCCCAAAAUGUUUUUCUAAUGAGAGCCGAACAUAAGAAACAUAAUGUUAUACCCUUGUUAUGUGUUUUAUUUUGAUCAAAUCCACAUAUUUGCUCUAAAAUUCUGAUUCAGAGUAGAAUCAAGUUGUGCUCAUUUCACAGAAUUGUCACGGCUGUGGUUAAAGUCUGACCUUUUCAAUUAACGCUGUUUAAGGUUUUGUGUCCCAGAUAAAAUUGACGUAAAAUUGUGUCCCAGACUUUAAAAGUUGUUCAUUUUAGUAUAAAAUUCACAGUGUGUGUGUGUGUGUGUGUGUGAACGCUUCUUGCCCUAGGGCACAUAAGGUCCCAUAGCGUGCUCAGAAAGAGAAAUUUUGGUACCAAAAAGAUUUAUUUUUGAGAGAGAACCAGGUGCUUUGUCAAACUUGUACUGCUGUAAUGUCAUAGCUUGACCUGAAUGUUAAUAAAUUUUACUUUUUAACUUAACCAAGCACCACACCCUCUUUACCUUGAAAGAAGAGAGUUGAUUGGUGAAAUCAUUUAAGCAUGGGCUUAGGCUUCAAAAAUUUCAAUCUGGUCACAUAGAUGAACACAGCUAAAUGUAGUAAUUACUGUAAAUCUCGUAUGGUAUAAUUCUGCAAAAGGUAACGAUGAUUUUUCUCUUUUGUGGUCCUUGGUCUGCAGAAGAAGAGUACCAGUUUCCAGGUUCCAGUUUCCAGGUUCCAGUAGAUCGUCCUGUUUGUCCCUCCCCUAACCCCCAACCCCUCUAUCAUCCGUCCUGCUCUGUCUGUUGUCUCUGCCUUCUUUCUCUCUCCCUAAGUUUCAUCUCUCAGGUUGGUUGAUACUCCCAACCUAUUACAAACGCUUGGUUGAUACUCCCAAGCACCCCUUGAACACGCCUGGUUGAUUCUCCCAGGCACCCCUUCCACACGCUUGGUUGAUUCUCCCAAGCAACACUUGCACAAGCUUGGUUGAUUCUCCCAGGCACCCCUUCCACACGCUUGGUUGAUUCUCCCAAGCACCUUUGAAAGAAAUCUCUGUGUUCUCUGAAAUCUGUGCCACCACAACUACCACUACCACUACCACUACCACUACUACCAGUACUGCUACCACUACUACUACUUACAGACUACGACCAAUUACCUCCAGGAACAAUGCCACGCAAAGGAAAGAGAUCCAACGCCAAGAAGCUACACUGGCAGAAAUUUCCUGAGUCCCGAGUACCUGAUCAACGGGUGGUGAGUCCUCAUCCUUACAACAGCGGACAGGUAAAUACCCCUGAUUUUUCUAAUGCUAAUGUCACACGUGUGUUGGCUUCCCGCAGUCAGGGGCAUGAUACAUACGCUGAUUCAAAGAACAGUCAAUGCUCCUGCAACUGUGCUACUUUCCUGGCCUUUCUGCAUGAGUUAGGACAACUCCACACUGCUGAUCUUGAUCUUGUUUUGGACAGAGGCCAUGCAAUGUAUGCUCUAACUCUCGGUCAGUUGGAUGUUGAUGGUCAAAAAGUUGAUAGAUUCUUAAAUAUAGACGAACUUCCACCAAUCGUUGUUGGUGACAGACAACAGCACAUAAUGACAAAGUGUCAGUCAAUCAGUGGUGUCUUUACAGCUCCUACCUUGCUAAACAACAACCUUGCAGAUGUACUUCAGUGCUUGUCCGCAGAGGUGAACUACGCAUUGUUGAUAAUGAGUUCAAUGUACAUUGCUGUUUUCCGAGACCAACGCGGGCAGUAUGGCUAUUUUGACCCACACUCUCGACAGCCUGAUGGCUUUCCUGCUGGCUUUGGUUUUGGCACAGCUGUCGUCUUUAUUUUCACAUAUUUAAAUGAUCUGAUCACAAAGCUUGUGACGUUAUUCCGUGCAGUUGGCUCCGGUCCAAAUUCUUAUUUUGAGCUGACACCUGUGCUCUUUCAGACUGUGGAUGAGCCCUCAGUGGAAGGAAAUUUGCCACAUGUUGAGUCUAAUGCAGAUGUUGUUCCAAUAGAAGGGCAGCAAGAACCGCAUGUCCAGUCUACCCCAGGCUAAAUCUGAGAUAAAAAUACAAUCUAACAGUCACACUCUGCCAAGAACGUCAAGACGUAAUAAACAGGAGAGGAAGAAGUUGAAAAGAAGAGCUCAAAAGGGGAAGACAAAAGUUGCAAUUGACAAAAAUGAAAAACAGCGAGAACGAUAUGCCAAGGACAGAUCAUACCAGCAAUGUAAAAGGUCUUAUAUGGCUAAUCGGUACAGACAGGAUCCAGAGUUAAAACAGAGGAAGAAGUCCUACAUCAAACGUCGCUACGAAAAUGACACAGAGUUCAAACAGAGACAAAGAUCUUACAUCAACCGCCGAUACUCAGAUGACUCAGAGUUUAAACAGAGACAAAGGUCUUACAUCAAACGUCGCUACAAAAAUGACACGCAGUUUAAACAGAGACAAAGGUCUUACAUCAACCGCCGAUACACGGAUGAUGCAGAGUUUAAACGGAGACAAAGGUCUUACAUCAACCGCCGAUACACGGAUGAUGCAGAGUUUAAACGGAGACAAAGGUCUUACAUCAACCGCCGAUACUCAGAUGAUGCAAAGUUUAAACAGAGACAAAUGUUGUACAUAACACACCGCUAUUGCCAGGACUUGGCAUUCAGAACUAAACAAAGGCAGUAUAUCACAAAGCGUUACGCAAAUGAUCCUGCAUUCAGAAUGAGGCACAAACAAACUAUGAGACAGCUAAUGAGAGACAAAUACAGAAACAACCUUGUAACCAGACUGACCAACAGCAUGCGGUGUGCAAUUAAGAUUAGACAAAAAUACAGACAUAUUAAUAGACAGCAAAUCGACAUGGAUGACAGUCAGAUUAAAGAAGCCAUAGAGAUUUUCAGAUCACACGUAAAAGAUGGACCCACAUAUGUCUGCACAGUUUGUCACAGGGCACUGUUUCCGAAUCAAGUGCGACCCUGCAAUCGGUCAAAAUAUGACAAAGAGCCACAUGUUGUUGCAGCUUGCCUCACUGGUGCAUAUGUUCAUGUCUGCAGUGAUGAAUGCGAAAAUUUACAACAGUGCACCGUACCAGAGGAGCGAAAGAAAGAGUGGAUUUGUUACACAUGCCAUGAUCACCUUAAGGCUGGUGGGAUGCCUCCCCUCGCAACGGCUAAUAAUUUACAGCUUGCUGAUAUUCCAGAUGAACUGUGUGAUUUGAACAUUUUGGAACGUCAUCUCGUAGCUAAAAGCAUACCGUUUGCUAAAAUUAUUCCACUGCCCAAAGGUCAACAAAGAGCUAUUCGUGGAAAUGUUGUGUGUGUUCCAUCUGAAGUACAGGAAACUGUAAAUGCUUUGCCCAGACUAAGGAGUGAAUCUCAGGUCCUGAGAGUGAAGCUGAAGAGACGACUGUGCUACAAAGGUCAUCAGCUGUUCCAAACUGUGGCCUGGCCAAAGUUGGUGAGAGCUCUGCUCAAGCUGAAAGAAAUCCAUCCCCAGUAUAAAGACAUAACAGUCAGAGAUGAAGCUGAGUUAUGUGACCCUACUCUCCCUGAUAAUGAAGACAGCGACAGUGAUGAGGAUGACAGAAUGGAUGAUGAUGAUUACGAUGAGGAAGAUUUGAUGGAGAUUGACCGUAUUGAGAAAAAUGCACUCUGUGAGGCAGAAAGCAUUCCCGAAAACGAUGAACAACAAAUGGAAAAUCGGUCAGGUAAUAAUGGCUGUGAGCCAGAGAAACAGUCUGAUAGCUUGGAGGGUGAUGAACCAAACGGUGGUGUUGUCCUUGAAUCAUGUCUGCAGCCAAGUGAUGUGUCAGAGGAUAUUUUGAGUUUUAGUGAGGGAAUAUACUCUGUUGCCCCCGCUGAAGGAAAAAAACCGUCAAGCUUUUUCAGAACACCUAAACUUGAGGCGAUGGCUUUCCCAGUUCAGUUUCCCACUGGUGAAAAUACACUGGAUGAUAACAGGCCACUGAAAUUAACACCCUGCAGUUACUUCAAAACGAGGCUUUGCUGUGUCGAUGGCCGUUUCGCAAAAGAUACUAACUACUUGUUUUUUGCUCAAUUUGUGACAGAAAUACAUAUGGCCACUUCCAGCAUGAGAAUACAACUGCGUAAAGGCAAACCUUUUACUCGAGAUGGCCGCAAAAUCACAAAUGCCAUGUUGCAAAACAAACGAGAAGUCGAAAGGCUAGUGCGGAACAAAGAUGCAAUAAGAUUCAUGACACCGCUGAGAGGCACCCCGGCGUAUUGGCAGAAAACAACUAAAGACUUGUUUGCGAUGAUUCGGGCUUUAGGCUCGCCACAAUUCUUCUUGACUUUCAGUGCCGCAGAAAUGCGUUGGAAAUGGGUUAUCACAGCAAUUAAAGCCCAGCAAGGUGAACACGUGAAUUUUGAAGAGCUGGAUUGGUCCUCCAAGUGUGAGAUUUUGCGAAGUAAUCCUGUCACCACAAUGCGCAUGUUUGACAAACGUGUCGAGGCACUGUUCAGAGAUCUGAUCCUGUCCCCCGCACAACCUAUCGGCAAAGUCGUCGACUACUUUUACCGACUCGAGUUUCAGCACAGAGGAAGCCCGCACAUUCACGGUAUGGUAUGGGUGGCAGGCGCACCUGUGUUUGAAGAAUGCUCUGAUGAGGAGGUGUGUAAGUUUGUGGCCAGAUUCAUCAAAGCUGAGCUGCCCGAUGAAAACAAGGACCCAGAACUGUACAAAAUAGUCACAGAAGUUCAGAUGCACAGCAAAAACCACUCCAAGACAUGUGUGAAAUACAGUGGUGCAAACUGUCGUUUCGGAUUUCCCAAACAACCUGUCCCAAAAACCACAAUAAUCAGACCGGGGGCAAUUGUGGAUGAAGCAACAGACCUGGCAUUGACAGAAAAGCUUGCAACACUUAACAGACUUCUUCAUGAACCUACUACUGCAUCGCUCAGCUUUGAACAGCUUUUGGCAAAAUGUGAGUUCACCAAAGAAGAAUACCACAGGUGUUUGCAGAGCAAAACCAACGGCAGUCAAGUGAUGCUGAAGCGUGGUCCCAAAGAUGUUUGGGUAAAUGGCUACAACCCUUACCUUCUGAAAGCCUGGAAUGCCAACAUGGAUAUCCAAUUCAUUCUCAACCCCUACUCCUGUAUCAUGUACAUGUGCAGCUACAUCAGCAAGGCGGAACAUGGUCUGAGUGAAUAUCUCAAAACGGUGAUACAAAACUCACGUCAGGAAGAUGUCAACGAGAGCGAUGAAAUGAAACAAAUAAUGCAGGCCUACUCCAAAAAAAGAGAGGUAAGCGCUCAGGAGUGUGUGGCUCGUGCAUGCAGUCUACACAUGAAGCAGUGUUCACGCAGCGUGGUGUUUGUGCAGACGGAUGACAACGCACUGAAAAUGAGUUACCCCUUGUCACACCUGGACAACAAACCUUCAGAAUCGGAACAUGUGUGGAUGACAGGGUUACCUGAUAAGUAUGUAUGCAGACCAGAAACACCAGACUUUGAGGCAAUGUGCUUGGCGGAUUUUGCAUCGAGCUGCAGAAUAGUCUACGGCAAGCAGACAAAAGGCAAAAAUACUCAUCGCCUGCUGAAUGAGAUGGGGUUUGUCCAGAAGAGAGCAAAUGAUGAAAAACAUGCUGUCAUCAAAUAUCGACCCAUUUCCCUUGAGAAAGAUCCAGAGCUGUAUUAUGGCACAUUGCUUAAACUGUACGUGCCUUAUCGCUCAGAAAACCAGCUGAAAUCCACCCACUUCCCAACUUACCAGUCCGUCCAUGACCAUGCAGCUGUUUGGUUACCUGGAUCACAGCAUCCCGAGCGCGUGAAGGCAAUUGUGAAACGCAACAGAGAAAAACAUGAGAAACACCGUGAGGACAUUGACAGUGCCAUUCAAGAGUUUGAAGAAAACGGGAUGUUACGAAACGAAUGGGGCAACCUGGCGCCUGAGAGUGAGAUCGAACGGCUCGAGUGCAUAGAUGAACUCAAUGAAAGAGAAGCAGAUGAGGACGUGCAGGAGAAUGUUCCAGACUAUAAUGUGAGGUCAGACGUGAGGCAAGAAUCUGCAGUCACGAUCGAAGCCCCUGAAAUUGAUCCUGUGGUGCUGCGUGAGAUGUACCAGAACUUGAACCAAACGCAAGCUUCAGUUUUCCACACCAUCCGGGAAUGGUGCUUGAAAUGUGUUUGUGGUUCAAAACCAGAGCAGUUCUUCUUGUACAUUAAUGGUGGUGCCGGAACAGGUAAGUCUCAUCUAAUCAAAUGCAUCCAUGCAGAGGCAUCUAAAAUACUCAGAAGACUUCCAAGAAAUGCAGAGGAAGCAGACAUCUCUAAACCUACUGUUCUCUUGACUGCAUUCACUGGUACUGCAGCAUUCAACAUUUCAGGUACAACAUUGCAUUGUCUCUUGAAGCUGCCCAGAAGUCUCAAGCCUCCUUUCCAAGGUCUUGGUAACAAACUUGAUGAAGUCAGGGCAGAGCUUUCAAAUGCAGAGAUACUCAUUAUUGAUGAAGUCUCCAUGGUCUCCAAACAGCUCUUUGCCUACGUGGAUGCGAGACUGAAACAAAUCAAAGGAAGUCAGAGACCUUUUGGUGGAAUGUCAGUUCUCACUGUUGGAGAUUUCUACCAGCUACCACCUGUCAGACAGUCGAAACCUCUGUGUGUGUUCGACCCGACUCAGAUCGACCUCUGGCGUGACAACUUUCAGAUGGUCACACUGACCGAAAUCAUGCGUCAGAAAGAUGAUGUCACUUUUGCUGAGACGCUGAAUCGAAUCCGUGCCAAAGAAAAGACAGUGUCUUUGUCUCAUGAAGACAGAGUUCUGCUUUCACGGGCCUUAGCUGACCCGGCUCAAUGUCCAAAAGACGUACUGCAUGUUUUUGCGACAAACAAACAGGUUGAGGAACACAACUCAAAAACCUUGGACAUGUUUCACUCCGACGUCACCACAAUAGAUGCAGAUGACUACAAAAAAGAUCCAACCACCGGGAGAAUGACGAGACAAAGUGUACCUUUCCAAGGAAACAAAAAGGAGUUGCCUGACUCGAUAAAAUUGGCCAUCGGCGCUAAUGUCAUGAUCACCAGAAAUAUAAGUGUGCAGUCAGGUCUCUGCAAUGGAACAUUUGCACGCAUUGCAAAAAUUGUGACUAAAGCAGGAAAUCCGCAUGUUGAAAAACUCGGACUGAAACUGAACAGUCAAAGUGCAGCAGCCAGCGAAGCAGAUGUGGAUGAAAACAUCGUGUACAUUGACAGAGACGAGGAGAACCUUAAACAGACGGGAGUUGUCAGAAGACAGUUUCCCAUCAAGCUCGCUUUUGCGUGUACAAUACACAAAGUUCAAGGGAUGACAACUUCCUCGGUCGUGGUCUCACUGAAACACAUCUUUGAACCCGGCAUGGCCUACGUUGCUCUGAGCAGAGUGACCUCUCUGAGUGGACUCCACAUUCUAGACAUGGAUGAGAGGAAAAUCUAUUGCAACCCUGAAAUCACCGUAGCUCUUGAAAACAUGUCUAAAGCUUCACUUGAACAUGUCAUGCCUCUCCUCAAGAUCCCAGAAACAUUGAGCAGGCCAGACACUCUCACUGUCAUUCAUCACAACACAGAAGGACUACCAGCUCAUAUCAGCGACAUCAAAAGUCACCAUGAACUACAUCUUGCAGACGUGCUCUGUCUCACUGAAACUCAUCUGCGAGGAUCCUUUGUUGCUGAGAGUCUCCAUCUUGAAGGCUACAACAUGUUCAAACGUAACAGAAACGUGUCUUAUUCAAACCAUCCUGCCAUGGCCACUAAAAACGGUGGUGGAGUUGCCAUCUAUGUGAAAGAACACAUCAGAGUCCUUGAGAGACAUUUCAUUCAGAAUGCCACUGAUAUUGAGUUCAGUGUCAUCAAACUUGAAGCUCCUUUCAGGGCUCUAAUUGCUGCCGUCUACAGGCCUCCUGACUACGAUGUUCACUCAUUCAUAUCCAACCUCAGAAGUCUCUUGGAUUCACUGGAAGUCAUGGAUCAUCAUCCCAUCUUAGUCUGUGGAGAUUUUAAUGAAGAUUUGCUGUCCAGAGCAAGGAAGCCCAUUCUUGAACUGUUCCAGUCCAAAGGUUAUGAACAACUCAUAACUGCUGCAACCACAGAGAAGAACACGCUGCUUGACCCCAUUUUCAUCUCUUGCCCGCAGUCCUGUAUCCAUUCUGGCGUGCUGCGGACAUACUACAGUUACCACCACCCUGUCUACUGCGUGCUCACUUUAGAAACACCCUAAAAAGAACUGGCUGGUUUAAAAUCGAGAACUUGUUGCAAAGUUAAGGAAAAAAAAAAAUUAUUGCGUCCAUAACUGUCGGUUUACACGCUGCGAUUUAAGAGAAGAGUUUUAAUUAUUGGUUUCCUAUUCGAUCACCUAACGAAACGUUGUAAACAUAGUAUAUUUUAAAAUGGGGGGGGUCGUCCUCAGCAGCCAGGCUGUAACACCUGCUCUGGCUGCUCUAGCUUUUAAAAGGCUGGGAGGGAGGGAUGGUCAGACGGCCCUCCUAUACCAAAGAAAAACAUACCUGCAAAUACUUUCUAGUCACUGUACAAUGUGAGAUUAAAGACAAUAUAUGAAACUUUAAUACAUUUAUGAAAAAUACAGUGAAGUAAAAUGAUGCAAAGGUCAGUACAUUAUUAGUAGCAUUUAAAAAAAAAAAAAUUAAAAUAUACAGUGAGACAAAUUAAAAACAAGCUAAUUUAAAAGAAAUAAAAACUGCCACUGAAACUAUUAUGAACUAAUGAAAUAUUAUAAACAAAGUAUAUUUUAAGAUGAGGGGGUCGUCCUUAGCAGCCAGGUUGUAACACCUGCUCUGGCUGCUAUAGCUUUUAAAAGGCUGGGAGGGAGGGAUGGACCGACGACCCCCUCCUAUACCAAAUUAUAUAGAAAUACAUUUCUGCAAGUCGUUACUUUACGCUGUAUUAGAGUUGCCCAUUAUGUCCUGCCAUUUACUUUGAGUAGUGGCAGGAAGGUCUGAGGAUGCAUUACUGCUCCUCAUUUCUCUUGAACGACUUGGUGUGGGCGUAAGGUAAGAACAAUAUUGAUCUUUCAUGUAUACUAGCUGCAGGACUGCUCCAUUUUAAAUGUGAAAAUACACGUUGUUUUACUGGAUUUGUUUGUCUGAAUCUCUCUGUUCAUUUUUUUGGGUUUAGGCACCUGUGCCCUCCAGACACCAAAGAUGUGGGGUGAUGACACUAGAACUCCAGCUCUGUGCUCAGUGUGUCCCAAGGGCCUACCUUGGAGAGGGGAAGACACAUUUCAUCCUAAGAGAGCAUCAGGUCAGCCUAUGAUUUUGAUAUCAAGACAUUUGCACUCUGAGUUUGUUGCCUUUUACUGUUUGCGUUUGUUUCUGGUGGUCUAACAAAGGAGAUAAGGAUGAGCCUCUCUCAAAAGAACAUCCAUUGGUGAACCCUCUGUCUGACACUUGGUUGUAUUCACACCUUCCUGGGCUGAGAAGUUCGUCACCAAGUCUUUCACAGCCGUGUAAAUUUACGGGUAGGAGCUGCAGGUGCCACAGUGAGAAGAAACAAUUCUACCUGUAAAUUCCCUGAACAUGUGCAUGGUGAGUGACAGUACAGUUUAUUCCUUUUAAUCUAAGGCUGCCAAUAAUUUCUCAAUGAUGCUCCAUGGCAUUUUGAAGAAGUUCUUUUUGUCUGGUAGAGUGUCACAGUGGCAGCCCCACACUGGCAGAGCAGCGCCUGAGCAACAGUUCCAGAGUACUGCAGCUAGACAGCCCUGUCUAUCAACUUGAGGAGGACCCACACACAUUGUACGUUGACUUAAAUGUUGCAGUGUCUGUUUUCUGGUGUAUUUAAAUCGAUCUGUAAAAUUUCAUCUGGUUUCACAGUUUUUUCUCUCCUGUUCAGUGCUUCAGAGAGAGGUGAAGUUGGAUGUGCUGUGCAUGCGUCACCAUCCUGACAAGGGGUGCCGCCAUUGAUCUUGAACGGGACUCAAGCAUGUUGUGAGUCAACUGAACAGUUUAUUGAUCAUGAAGAGUUUUGUGACAUUUGCUAGAAAAGUUUAAAGGUAUUGAUAAUAAACGUAAAGUUUUGUCUGCCAGUGCUGUACAGGAAACCAAACCCUCUCCGUGUGUGACCGAUUAGCGGAGAGAACUUCUGAUCCAGGAUUGGACAAGUUGUUGCUCUCACAAUGCUGGACCUGGGUAUGUACUUGUCUUCAGCAGUCAUAUUAUUUCUUUGUGUUCAUCUGAUGUGACAACCUUCUCUCCUCUCUGUACAUCACAGAAGUCGACAUGAGCUGAAGAACUAGAAAAGUCCUGAAGAUCUUGUGACUGUGGCUUCUUAGAACCAAGCACUGAGUCUACAGCAGAGAAGGGUUCUGACCUGGGGAGCAACAGCUCUGAACUUCACCAAGUAUGUUUCAUCUUCAAAAUCUUUGACUUUUCCACACUACAACCAGCUGUGUAGGAUUUCAGUUUGUCGUCUGUAACACCGGUGUAAACUGUUGUCUUUUCCUCUCAACUCAUCACAGAACCAGCUCGACAUGAGCCACAGAGCCAAACCCAGCAACCAUGUGAUCUCUGUUGAGCUUAGAACUCUAAAAUACUGCAUGCUCAGCCGUCCUGGUAGGGGAUCCCUCUAAGACCUGGCCUACCUAAAGGUUUCUUCCUCUUAUCCUGAGAAAGCUUUUUUGGGGGAGUUUUUCCUGACAUGCUUGGAGGGUCGAAAGGCUGACGGUGCCAUAUACCCCAGAUUUUUUUUCUGA
Molecule: messenger RNA, 16026 nt
Organism: Xyrichtys novacula (pearly razorfish)
Lineage: Eukaryota; Metazoa; Chordata; Actinopteri; Labriformes; Labridae
Source: the annotation of a GenBank genome assembly